UGGCGGUGCGAGGGCUGCCGCACAGCGAGCGGAGCCGCGGUCCGGACGGCAGCGCGCGCCCCGAGCUCCCCGCCUGCGCCCGCCCGCCAGCCCGAGGCCCCCGAGCCCAGCCGCGGCCCCAGCAGCAGCGCCGAGAGCAGCCCCAGCAGCAGCGCCAUGGCCGGGUGGAACGCCUACAUCGACAACCUCAUGGCGGACGGGACCUGUCAGGACGCGGCCAUCGUGGGCUAUAAGGACUCGCCGUCCGUCUGGGCCGCCGUGCCCGGGAAAGCCUUCGUCAACAUCACGCCAGCUGAGGUCGGUGUCCUGCUUGGCAAAGACCGGUCAAGUUUUUUCGUGACUGGGCUGACACUUGGGGGCCAGAAAUGUUCUGUUAUCCGGGACUCACUGCUGCACGAUGGGGACUUUACCAUGGAUCUUCGUACCAAGAGCACCGGGGGAGCCCCCACUUUCAACAUCACUGUCACCAUGAGUGCCAAGACGCUAGUCCUGCUGAUGGGCAAAGAAGGUGUCCACGGUGGUAUAAUCAACAAGAAAUGCUAUGAAAUGGCCUCCCACCUGCGGCGUUCCCAGUACUGACCUCGUCCGUCCCUUCCCCCCACCACUCCCCACGGCUUUUGCACCCCUCUCCUUCCCAGACACACACAUCCACCAUUUUUAUUUUUUGGGCCAUUACCCGACACCCCUUAUUGCUGCCAAAACCACAUGGGCUGGGGGCUGGGGCUGGAUGGACAGACACCUCCCCCUACCCAAACCCCUCCUGUGUGUGGUUGGAAAAACUUUUUUGUUUUUUGGGUUUUUUUUUUUUUCUGAAUAAAAAAGAUUCUACUAACGA
Messenger RNA from Mirounga angustirostris (Northern elephant seal), 835 nucleotides. It is a transcript of the gene PFN1, whose product is annotated as profilin 1. The record is from RefSeq and is a predicted model, not a curated record. Bases 157 to 579 code for a protein of 140 amino acids. Gene Ontology annotation, biological process: actin cytoskeleton organization; regulation of actin filament polymerization; positive regulation of actin filament bundle assembly. Gene Ontology annotation, cellular component: cytoplasm. The transcript has 3 exons. Lineage: Eukaryota; Metazoa; Chordata; Mammalia; Carnivora; Phocidae. Gene Ontology annotation, molecular function: actin binding.